UUAGACUGUAUUGUGUUGGAUCAUAGAACUAAAUCUAAUAUUUUUAUCCUUAUCCUAACCAAUCUUACUUCUCAUACCAUCCAACGAAGACAACGAGACGAGUACUAUCUAAUCACAGGCAGAGUAGGGCGGCGAUGACUUCUCUAUCCUAGAGUAAAAAACAGGAAACGGCCGCCGUGUUGUUUCUUAACGCGAGAACAGAACACGGGAUUUGUGAAGGCCGGGGUUUCAUUCAUCACGCCGAGAGUUAGAAGAUGGCCACUCCGGAAGUACGGCUGAAUCAUACAAUCUACAUUAACAACUUGAAUGAGAAAAUCAAGAAAGAUGAGUUGAAGAAGUCGUUGUAUGCCAUCUUCUCACAGUUCGGACAGAUUUUGGACAUCUUGGUCGCACGAAACCUGAAAAUGAAGGGUCAGGCCUUUGUUAUCUUUAAAGAGGUUAACAGCGCGUCCAAUGCCCUGAGAUCCAUGCAGGGGUUUCCUUUCUAUGACAAACCCAUGCGUAUCCAGUAUGCCAAACAGGACUCAGAUAUCAUAGCUAAAAUGAAGGGAACAUAUGUGGAGCGUGACCGUAAGAAGGAAAAGAAGAAGAUCAAAGGACCUGACACAGCGGGUGCUAAGAAGGGUGUACAGGGAGCUGCUGCACCCAUGGUCGCUGGUGUAGCUGCUGCCAUGCCUGGAAUGCCUCCCAUGAGCCAGGCUCCCCGUAUGAUGCACAUGCCAGGCCAGCCGCCUUAUAUGCCCCCUCCUGGUAUGAUGCCUCCACCAGGAAUGGCGCCUGGUCAGAUGCCCCCUGGUGCCAUGCCGCCUGGCCAGAUGAUGCCUGGACAAAUGCCCCAGCAGGUUGCAGAAAAUCCUCCCAAUCACAUCCUCUUCCUCACCAACCUGCCAGAGGAGACAAACGAACUCAUGCUCUCCAUGCUCUUCAACCAGUUCCCCGGGUUCAAGGAGGUGCGUCUGGUUCCUGGUCGCCACGACAUCGCCUUUGUGGAGUUUGACAAUGAAGUGCAGGCCGGCGCUGCACGAGAUGCACUACAAGGCUUUAAGAUCACACAAGCAAAUGCCAUGAAGAUCUCAUUUGCUAAGAAAUAACACCUCUAGACCUUUUCUUAAGCACACAGUUCUUUAUAAAGAUGUACGGUGGUGACCUGAACUCAGACCAAUUUUUAGAAAUUUACAUUUUCUGAUCACUGCAGCACCUGUUCUGGGAUUACAUGUAAGUAUACAUUGUUUGCAUCAAGUUGCUUUGUUUUAUUAUGUCUUGAUAUGAAAUGAUGGUCAGGUAAAUUUACUGAGGACUUUUGCUUCCUUCAAAAAUAUCUGCUGGUUUACCUUUUUUGGCUUUAUACUCAAAUCCAUCAGCAACUUGAUGCAACUACUGUUUGUUUCAUUUAUAUAUUUUUUAAACUGUCAUAAAGCAUUGCACCCAGAGUCUGGUCUACCAGAUAUUGUACCUGGAGCUUUUUUCUUUUUAUAAUUAAAACUUUUUCUUUGAA
Chelmon rostratus (copperband butterflyfish) is the source of this 1495-nucleotide messenger RNA. RefSeq names its product small nuclear ribonucleoprotein polypeptide A (gene snrpa). Lineage: Eukaryota; Metazoa; Chordata; Actinopteri; Chaetodontiformes; Chaetodontidae. The record is from RefSeq and is a predicted model, not a curated record. The transcript has 7 exons. Gene Ontology annotation, cellular component: U1 snRNP. Gene Ontology annotation, biological process: mRNA splicing, via spliceosome. The coding region runs from base 255 to 1091 and encodes 278 amino acids. Gene Ontology annotation, molecular function: U1 snRNA binding.